Molecule: messenger RNA, 288 nt
Organism: Penicillium antarcticum
Lineage: Eukaryota; Fungi; Ascomycota; Eurotiomycetes; Eurotiales; Aspergillaceae
Exons: 2
Coding region: 1-288 (95 amino acids)
Source: RefSeq, a predicted model, not a curated record
AUGAAGCUAUCUAUUUUCGCCUUCGCUUUGACUCUCUCUGUCGCGAUUGCGCAUGACUGCACAACGGGCUUGUACUAUUGCUCUUACAAUUUGGUCGGUAAAGGCAACUACCAUAAGCAAAUCGUGAGCGCUAUGGAAACCUGGUAUAAUACUAAGAACCUACACUACCAUAAUGCCGACUAUGCGGUGUUCAAGUGCAAUGGCGCCAAUGAUAUCAUCCAGGUCAAGGACUGCAACAACAUGUGCUCAAAUGGGGGUGAUGACAGAAGUGACUACUGCGACAAUUAA